Molecule: messenger RNA, 2202 nt
Organism: Neodiprion virginianus
Lineage: Eukaryota; Metazoa; Arthropoda; Insecta; Hymenoptera; Diprionidae
Product: UDP-glycosyltransferase UGT5-like
Exons: 7
Coding region: 225-1820 (531 amino acids)
Molecular function (GO): UDP-glycosyltransferase activity
Source: RefSeq, a predicted model, not a curated record
GUCUCAGUGAUGCUCAGAGCUCUGGUUAGUGAGCAGUGAAUCCCUGACGAGGAAUCAGAUCAACGGUAAAAAUUACAUCACUCCACGCUGUAAAUUUGAUUAGUGUAAAGUGUGAGCGUGAAUUUUGCGUGAUUCGAUCAUUCGGCAAGCCGCACACCAAACUAAACGACAUUCCGAAUAGAAAAGAGAUGCCGGUUUAGUUAAAUAAACACGAAAUUCUCGCUAUGUACAAGAAUUCUUCGAUGCACCUGCUCGCAGCAUGCGUGCUUCUCUCACUUGCAGGGCAAGAAGUACUCGGCGCCCGUAUUCUAGGACUUUUUCCUCUCGCGAUAAAAUCUCAUCUCACCGUAACUUCGCCCCUUAUGCAUGCCCUGGCUAAAAAAGGCCACGAUGUUACGAUGUUUGUGCCGUUCAACACCGGCUUCAACGCCUCGAAUUACAGAGAGAUCUCAUGGAACGCCGUUCCGAUGACCAAUCAGAUGAACGUCCUGGACUUCGCGAGGGUAAACAUCCUGUUGAAGCCAUUCGGGUUCUAUUUCAUGGGAAUGUCGACAACGGAAGCGAUUUUGGAAACACCCGAGGCAAAAGCACUGUGGGAAUCGGAUGAAAAAUUCGAUGUAAUAGUUACGGAGCACUUUGUUAACGACGCUUUGCUCGCCUACGUUCACAAAUUCAAAUGUCCUGUCGUUCUGAUAAGCACAUUCGGAACAACCUCGACGAUAAAUUCGAUAUUCGGUAAUCCGGCACCGUGGAGUUACGUACCCAGCGAAUUUCUAUCAUUCUCCGAUAGAAUGACUUUCGCGCAAAGGCUUCAGAAUACUCUGGUGUAUAUUUACGGCGAGCUUGUCCGUAAAUUUUUCUACAUCCCACGACAGCAGGCAUUAGUAGAAAAAUACUUGUCUGGUCCCGAUGAGAAAAUUCCACCGUUGGAUGAGAUUUUGAGGAGCGCGGAUUUCAUUCUGAUAAAUUCACACCCCGCAUUUUCCACCCCACGGUCUUACAUGCCGAACAUGAAAAACGUCGCCGGAAUGCAUCUAAAACCAGCUAAAUCGCUGUCUGUGGACUUGCAACGAUACUUUGACUCCUCGAAAAACGGUGUAAUUCUCUUCAGUCUUGGAUCAGCAAUGAAGAGCGUGCAUAUACCGGAAAAGCCUCUUCGCGCACUAAAGGGAGCUUUUCAACGUCUGCCUUACGAUGUUCUUUGGAAAUGGGAAAACGAUACCAUGACCAACAAACCGACCAACGUUCGCAUAGGGAAAUGGCUACCACAGAAUGAUAUACUAACGCACCCCAAUUUGAAAUUGUUCCUGACUCACGGCGGCAUAUCGAGUAUGAUGGAAACUGUUUAUCACGGAGUGCCGAUUGUCGGUAUACCGAUACUUGGGGAUCAACAGCGAAACUUAAUCUGCGCUAGGGAAAAGGGAUUUUCCGAAAUGAUGGAAUUGAUGGAAAUGACGGAAGACGAAAUUUACGAUAAUAUUAUGAAGGUUGCGAGCGAUCCGAAGUACCGGGAAAACGUGAAGAAGGUAUCCGCCUACUGGAAGGAUGAAAUGAACAACCCUCUAGAUGAGGCUGUUCAUUGGGUGGAAUAUGUCGUUAGACAUGGCGGCGGGAAGCAUUUGAAAUCAGUUGCAACUGAGCAAAGCUUUGUUCAGUACUUCCUGCUAGACGUGGGAUUCACAAUAAUGGUAUUGCUGAUAUUGGGCUUCAUUCUAAUACGCGCAGCGUGUAGAUUGCUUGUAUGCAGACGAUCUAGUCCCAAGAAAAGCUCGAAGAAAGACCAACUCGUAACGAGGAAAGCUCAAAAAAAGACCAACUAGUACCGAGAAAAGCUCAAAAAAGUACUAGCCAGUAUCAAUGAGAGCUCAAACAAGACUAACCAGUACCAAUACAAGUUGUAAAUAACCAAGUCGUACCAAUAAAAGAUGAAAUGAAACCAACUAGUACCAACUUAAGCACGGAAAGAGAUCAACUAGGAACGAGAAAAGCUCUAAAACAAACCAACCGUUACCGAUAAAAGUGCAAAAACGAUGAACUAGUCGCAAAAACAUUCCGAAAAUACUGACUAGUUCUGGCAAAAUUGCGCAACUUGAAAAACCACGUUGCUGUUAUAACAAACUAACGACUGUAACUUCGAUUUAUUGAGACAUUAGAUUUUUUAAUACCUGUAGAUCAUACAAAAAUAAAUUAUAUUUUACUACA